AUGAAAUUUUUUACCAGGACAUAUAUCACUGUUUUAUGGAGGUAAUCUAAUGUCUUUAUCACCAUUUCAUCCAUAGCUUCACCUAAAAUGACACCUGGUGUCAUUUCAGUCCUCAUUUCAACAACCAAUGGCACAAUUCUGGCAGAGACUUUUAUUGACUACUGUGGAGAAGAAAAGGAAGGGAUUUGGAAGACUAUCAAAAGAAUUACAUCUGACGCAAAUCUACAGAAGAUACUAUUGCUACUGUACAUGCGAAAUAAUUCAGGUGGAAAGCCUGGAGCCUGUGGUAGUGGAAGAAGGGAAGAUGGAAGCAAUGAUGGUGGAGCCAGUGGAGGUGGAGCCAGUGGAGGUGGAAGCAGUGGAGAAGGGGCCUGUGGAGGUGGAAGCAGUGGAGAAGGGGCCAGUGGUAGUGGAGUCAGUGGAUGUGGAAGAAAUGGAUGUGCAACCUAUGGAGGUGGAACCACUGGAUAUCAAUACAGAAGAGAUGCUUCUCAACCGGACUCAGAUGUAGAGUCAAAGUUGUAUGAGCUUAUACAAAAAUGCAGUGUGUGUAUCUGGACACAGGAACCAUCUGUCACACAAAAUAAAGGUAAAUAUAUGAAAGAACCAAAGUGUAGCAAGUAUAAAGUUGACAUAAUAGUUUUAUUGAACCUAUCUUAG
Pocillopora verrucosa is the source of this 660-nucleotide messenger RNA. Lineage: Eukaryota; Metazoa; Cnidaria; Anthozoa; Scleractinia; Pocilloporidae. The record is from RefSeq and is a predicted model, not a curated record.